AUGUUGCAAGCUCAGAUACAACCUAGUCUUGAAGACCUGAGAGGUUAUGUUCAAGAGAACGAUGAUUCGAUCAACAUGUAUCCAGUUUUCUGUUACCUACCAGCUAUGGACCUAACACCACACUUAGCAUACUCAAAGCUGGCUCACAUAAAUGAAACAAACAGAAAAGAGUCCUUUCUUUUAGAAAGUGCUACGUCGGACAACACAUUGGGACGGUUCUCGUUUCUGGGCACAAAUCCGCGCAAAACAAUCAAGACAGGCGUCAGAGAGGGUUUGGAAGUAGACCCGCUCUUGGUGCUGGAAAAAGAGCUGGAGACUUGUAAACUGGCCGAAAAUGUUCCUGGAAUUCCCAAAUUGAGUGGCGGUGCUAUUGGCUAUGUGUCUUACGACUGUGUCAAGUACUUCGAGCCCAAAACCAAACGUCCGCUUAAAGACGUGCUACAGUUGCCAGAAGCAUGCUUAAUGCUUUACGACACGAUCGUGGCAUUUGACCACGUCUACCAGCGGUUUCAGAUUAUCCACAACAUUAACUUGAAUGCUGUGGAAUCUUUAGAAAAAGGCUAUGAUGAGGCGAAGAAAAUUAUCAGCGACGUUGCUGCCAUAAUGGAAGCUCCUGGUACCUCAGAUUACGUAGUGCAGGGCAAAAUUAAGCUCAAUCAAACAUUCACAUCCAAUAUUGGCGAAGAAGGCUACAAAUCUCACGUCACAGAGUUGAAACGCAACAUCAAGGCGGGGAACAUCAUUCAGGCCGUUCCUUCUCAAAGAGUCGCUAGACCCACCUCUCUGCAUCCUUUUAACAUUUACAAACAACUCAGGACCGUCAACCCAUCACCAUAUCUAUUCUACAUCGACCUCUUGGAUUUUCAAGUGAUCGGAGCUUCUCCUGAACUAUUGUGCCAGACAGAUGCACAGAAUAAGGUCAUCACCCAUCCUAUUGCCGGUACGGUGAAAAGAGGUGCCACUCCAGCCGAGGAUGACCGGUUGGCUGACGUGUUGAGAAAUUCAAUGAAAGACCGUUCUGAACACGUUAUGCUCGUAGACCUAGCAAGAAACGACGCUAAUCGUGUGUGUGACCCCUUGACAACCAGCGUCGAUAAAUUACUCACGGUGCAGAAAUUUUCACACGUCCAACAUUUGGUGUCGCAGGUCUCCGGAACUUUGAGGAAGGAUAAGACUAGGUUUGAUGCACUAAGAUCCAUUUUCCCAGCAGGUACGGUAAGUGGUGCCCCCAAAGUGAAGGCUAUGGAACUCAUUGGUGAGUUAGAAGGCGAAACUAGAGGCGUUUAUGCGGGUGCUGUAGGUAACUGGUCUUAUGAUGGUAAGUCUAUGGAUACCUGCAUUGCUUUGAGAACAAUGGUUUACAAAGAUGGUGUGGCAUACUUGCAAGCCGGCGGAGGAAUCGUUUUUGAUUCAGAUGAACAAGACGAAUACGAGGAAACUUUGAAUAAAAUGAUGGCCAACCACAGCACUAUUGUGCAAGCAGAAAAGUUUUGGGCCACUCGCGUGGGGUCUGAAAAUUAA
Molecule: messenger RNA, 1521 nt
Organism: Lachancea nothofagi CBS 11611
Lineage: Eukaryota; Fungi; Ascomycota; Saccharomycetes; Saccharomycetales; Saccharomycetaceae
Source: the annotation of a GenBank genome assembly